UACGACCCAGUGGCCUCGGUCCGCUCUGAUCUGGACGUUUGCAGCCGCGUCCAAAAGACCUCACCUCGCAAGAAGUCUUCGCCUUCUCCCCCGCCUCUCGCCGCGACUCUGCUCCGACUCCACCAUUAAUACCCCGGGACCUUCUCCACGCCUCCUCAUCAAGCUACCCAUCCGCCUCUCCCAAGCUCAGAUCGACUCAGAGGGCGGACGCGCGCAGCAGCCAUGGGGCAGCGUGACUGCUGCGACUGCGACUACGACGACUGCUGCAACUGCAGCUGGACAGCAAUCAUCAUCUGGGUCGUCGUCGGCAUCGUGCUCACAGUCGUCCUCAUCGUCCUCAUCCUCGCCUUCGCCGUCAUCAAGCCGCCCAAAGCCACCGCCGACGACGCCCUCCUCACGCGCUUCUCCCUCGCCCCGUCCCCCAACGCCUCCACGCCCCAGCUCCAGCUCCUCUCCUACAACGCCACCGUCACCAUCUCCCUGCGCAACCCCAACAUGUACUACGGCAUCAGCUACAGCGACCUGGCCACCGUCUUCUCCUUCAACGGCACCAAGUUCGACGAGGGCGGCACCGUCCGGGCCUUCGACCAGGGCGCCAAGAAGACCACCGCCGUGCGCCUAACGGUGGGGGGAGUCGCCAAGGCCCUGCCCAAGCUUUCGGCGGCCGGCCCGGCGGAGUUCACCAAAGAAAAGGAGGCGGGGCAUUUCCAGAUCGAAGCUAGGCUAGACGGCGUGAUGCAGUACAAGGGCCGCAGCAAGAAAUGCCCCGUCGCCGUCAUCUGCCCGCUCAAGCUGCAGCUCGUCGACCCGGACGUGGCCGCCACCGCCUUCCAGCAGACCAAGUGCACCAUCCUCAGGGCCAAGACCUCCGGAUGCUAGCCUAGGUCCUAGCCGACGCAUUGAUUGCUUUCAUUUGAUUCGCUUUCCUGCUGUACAAAGAGCAUCUUAAAUAUUACUCUAUCAGGUUUCAUUUGUUGGAGUAGAGGUUGCUGUUGUACAAAGCUUGGAAUAUGCCAGUAGAUGAUCAAACCGGUUGCUCUGUGA
This is a messenger RNA of Lolium perenne, 1044 nucleotides long. Its product is annotated as NDR1/HIN1-like protein 3. Gene Ontology annotation, cellular component: plasmodesma; plasma membrane. Lineage: Eukaryota; Viridiplantae; Streptophyta; Magnoliopsida; Poales; Poaceae. The record is from RefSeq and is a predicted model, not a curated record. Gene Ontology annotation, biological process: defense response to other organism.